AGAAUAGGUUUUACUUGACUUGGGAAGUUGUGAAUUCCACACGAGACUGUUUUUUUUUUUUGUCGAGGGAGAGUGACAGCUACACAGAUUUGUUUGAUAAAUAUCUGCUCUUCAAAUCUAUUUCUGUAAUUGUUUCUCAGCCUGAACGGCAGCCCGGAGUUUCAGGAUAAGACGGUGAACGCGCUGUGUUGAUUUCGGACAACAAGUUUCUGAUCAAAACAGUCAUGUAAGUUUGUUGCGACUAAACUUCAACGUUGGUCUGCGCUGUCCACUGGAGAUGUUACUGUGGGUGUUAGGGGUGUUGCUGCUGCUGUUCUCCAGUCUGGAUGUGUGGUACUUCGUGCGUGCGGCGGUCACGGUGGUCAGGGCCUGGUUCCAGAAGCCGGUGUGGGACGUCCUGGGGGAACAGAGUGUGUCGGGGCGCGUCCUGCUUCACGAUAUCGACCUGGGACACAUGAACAAUGCCAGAUACCUCCGGGAGUGUGACUUCGCCAGGUUCUCCCUGUACAGUCGUAACGGGGUGUUUAAAGCCUGCAGAGCCCUGAGGGCCACCAUGGUGGUGGGGGCCACUACUAUCCGCCUGCGCCGGGCCCUGUGCCUGGGGGAAGCAUUUGAGCUGCGCACCAGAAUCGUGGUCUGGGACGAGAAGGCCUUUUACCUAGAGCAGCGUUUCGUCUCCUGCAGGGACGGUCUGGUGGCAGCUGUCAUGUUGUGUAAGCAGAACGUCAUGCGCAGCAGUCCUGACAAGAUCCUACAGUUCCUCUGCAAGAGAAAAGUGGAGUGUCCCGACUCAGUCCUCUUCUCUCUGUGUGUUCAGGUGGAGUGUCCCGACUCAGUCCUCUUCUCUCUGUGUGUUCAGGUGGAGUGUCCCGACUACCCUGAGGAUCUGCAGCAUUGGAUCAGCUUCAUCUCAGCCAGCAGCCAGGCCCUGAGAGCCCAGAGUGGUCUAGAGGACAAGACUGGAGCGCAGGAAGACAAAGACAAGUGAUUGAGUGCUGUGCUGUUGUCGACGAUAUGGGAGCAUGAAGGCUCUCUCUGACAGAUCUGGGGUGUAUUCAUUAGUGUCGACUGUAGGAAAACGUUUCUCAUUUGAAAAUAAGAGUUACUAUUAGAUUAAUGUAGGUAGGUUUGUUCCGUUUGGUUCCUAGUGAAUACACCCAAGCUUCAGACUGCUGGACGUUCUUCCACUCUGACCUCCUGCUGACUAAGGCUACAUUUACACAGGCAGCCCAAUUCUGAUCUUUUUUUGCCACUAAUUGGUCUUUUGACCAAUCAUAUAUUUUCACAUCAGAAAUGUUUCUGAGCUGAUCAGAUUUGGGCUGCCUGUGUAAACGCAGCCCAUGAGACUUCACUUCUCAGGUGCCUUCUCUCUUCUAGGCCCCCAGUCCCAAAUGGACCAUAUGCCAGAGGUACUUGUGGAGAUCUGAGAGAAUUUGAUUGGUAUAAGCGAUACGGUGAAACUUCUACCGAGCCUAUCAAAGUGGAAGUUGGAUCCAUUUCCAUAUCGAUUGCAUCUGACCAAUCAUCUCACAUCUGCACUAGAGCGUAGGGUCCGUUGUGGGACUGGACCUAGAGUCCAAUAGGACAGACCUGUCUAUCGACCCUCUGCUGUAUCCUGCAUACUCCUUGUGGAGGGUGGCAUGCACAACGGUCUGUUACUACUGACUAUUCCAUAUAGGAAUUGGAACAUAGGGAUCUAUAGGAAAGAGGUCAAAUGAAUUCAUCUAUAUUUUCUAUGUUGUAAAAUAAAAAUCAAUUGAUUUGA
Molecule: messenger RNA, 1765 nt
Organism: Oncorhynchus keta (chum salmon)
Lineage: Eukaryota; Metazoa; Chordata; Actinopteri; Salmoniformes; Salmonidae
Gene: them6
Product: thioesterase superfamily member 6
Exons: 5
Coding region: 278-988 (236 amino acids)
Source: RefSeq, a predicted model, not a curated record